Messenger RNA from Rhincodon typus (whale shark), 2934 nucleotides. RefSeq names its product G protein-coupled receptor 85 (gene gpr85). Gene Ontology annotation, molecular function: G protein-coupled receptor activity. The record is from RefSeq and is a predicted model, not a curated record. Bases 119 to 1417 code for a protein of 432 amino acids. Gene Ontology annotation, cellular component: plasma membrane. The transcript is spliced from 2 exons. Gene Ontology annotation, biological process: G protein-coupled receptor signaling pathway. NCBI's taxonomy places the organism in Eukaryota, Metazoa, Chordata, Chondrichthyes, Orectolobiformes, Rhincodontidae.
GUAACAUAAAUUAGCGUUAAUCGUGUUCUCGAUGGAGUGGACGUGUUGCAUAUAGGCGUCCUUUGCCUUUGCUCUGUGUGUGUGUGUGUGUGUGUGUGUCUGUGGAAGAGAGAGAGAGAUGCGACAGGGGAAGGCGCGGCAGGGAUUACAAAUAGGCUUGGUGCGCAGUUUCGGCUCCAGCCACUUGCAAUCCAUUCACUCCCAGCAAGCAAACCAGCAGCAGGAGACAGCAACUCCUGAUAACACAACAGCACACACUCACACACACAGAGACCUACUGACGGGAUCUAUGGCGAACUACAGCCAUGCACCUACUGGGAGCAGCGAGAACCUUUUGGAAAAUGUGUCUCCUCUGGCGACAUUCUUCAAGCUGACAUCCCUGGGUUUCACCAUCGGGGUCGGCGUGUUGGGAAACCUACUCAUCUCCUUCCUCCUGAUCAAAGACAAAACCCUCCACCGGGCUCCCUAUUACUUCCUGCUGGACCUCUGCUCCUCGGAUAUCAUCCGCUCGGCGGUUUGCUUCCCGUUCGUCUUUCUCUCGGUGAAGAACGGUUCGUCCUGGCCCUACGGCUCGCUGAGCUGCAAAGUGGUCGCCUUCGUCGGCGUGCUGUCCUGCUUCCACGCCGUCUUCAUGCUCUUCUGUGUGAGUGUGACCCGCUACAUCGCCAUCGCCCACCACCGCUUCUACUCCAAGAGGCUGACUUUCUGGACGUGCCUGGCGGUCAUCUGCAUGGUGUGGACCCUGUCGGUGGCCAUGGCUUUCCCGCCGGUCUUCGACGUGGGCACCUACACCUUCAUCCGGGAGGAGGAGCAGUGCAUCUUCGAGCACAGGUACUUCAAAGUGAACGACUCGCUGGGCUUCAUGCUCAUGUUCGCGGUGAUCGUCCUGGCCACGCACAUUGUCUACCUGAAGCUGAUCUUCUUCGUCUACGACCGGCGUAAGAUGAAGCCCGUCCAGCUGGUGCCCGCCGUCAGCCAAAACUGGACUUUCCACGGGCCCGGGGCCACUGGGCAGGCGGCGGCCAACUGGAUCGCUGGCUUCGGCCGGGGACCUACCCCUCCUACCCUGCUGGGCAUCAGGCAAAACCCCCAGGGCCAGGGCAUGAGGAGGAGGCUGCUGGUCAUGGACGAGUUCAAAACCGAGAAGAGAAUAGGCAGGAUGUUCUACCUGAUCACCUUCUUCUUCGUGGCCCUCUGGUGCCCAUACCUGGUCGCAUGUUACUGGCGUGUUUUUGUGAAGGGCCCCGCUGUUCCCCGGGGUUACCUGACCGCUGCGGUCUGGAUGACUUUUGUCCAGGCUGGGGUCAACCCUUUCAUCUGCAUCUUCUCCAACCGGGAGCUAAGACGUUGUUUCAGCACCAACAUCCUUUAUUGUCGAAAAUCUAGGUUACCGCGGGAACCUUACUGCGUUAUAUGACUAUUUGUGUCUGUUUAUGUCUGAGAUUUAAGCGAUGGAAAUUCUACCAGGCAACAGAUGAAACAGCAGUUGUGGGCUGCAACAGUGGAGUGCCCUCUGAUGUUCACCAAGCGAUGGAUCAACCCUUGGCAGAAUGGUCCUUAAUUUAUUUCUGCUGCUCGUGUUUUAACGUUGAAGGUGUUUUCAAUACAAUUUACAAAAGAAAAUAAUACUAUUACUGUAAAGUCUGCACAUUAUCUUACAUUUGGCUUUGUUUCUGAAGUAACCAAUGUAGAAAUCAUAGACUACAACCUUAGAACAUAUAUUGAGAGCAUUAGACUCCUUUUGUAUUUUUUAAAACAAAAUCUUUUGAAUCGAUUAAUUAACAUCUGACUAGAGAGAUUUACAAUUUUUUUGAGUUAAUCUAAGGUGACAGAAUACACAUCAAUUGACUGUUGGAAAUGCAUGAAAGAGUUAGCAUUUGAAUAUUGUACAAAUUAGUCCCUUCAACUUUCCCUUAAGCCCCACAACUUGGUUCUGGUUGAUUCACAUUAGGUCUCGGUGUCUGCACCCUUAAUAAAUGUUUAUUUCUGUUGCCCAAUCACAUUUCUACAGAACUGCACACAGUGGAUGUCUGUUCCUGUGUUAGUAGACUGCUGUCUUGCUCAGAACAGAACAAGUUAAUAUCAGACCUUUCAAAAUGUGUGAAAUGUUUAUUCUAUGGAUCAUAUUGUUUACAAUAUUUUUGUUUACUUCUGUCUUUCAUACCCUAACUGUGAGUUUCUUGUCCUUUUUGUAAUCAUUUCCUGUGAUACCUAAAAAUGUGACAUGAUGUGAGUGGUUUCCUUACUGCUAGGAGGUUGAGGUAUGUACAAAAUGAAAUACAUCUACAUCUGGCAAAAUAAUUGUGUGGGAUCUCAUUAACAUUUUGGAUAUAAAAUGUAUAUCACAGUACAAUUCCCAAUUUACAUAAGUUCAAUUGUGCUUUCUUGAAAUUGAAAAUAAUUAUUUUUAGAAGUCCAAGUAUGCACUGAAUUUCAACAUGGAUACUUUGUAAUUAGUCUAAAAGGUUAACAUCUGAUGUAGUAAAUUGACUGAUGGGAAGCAUAAGAUUGAUUGAAGGCAUAAUACCAAAGAACCCCUGUGUACUUGAUUGUUAUUAAUGUUUAAAUUAAGUAACAUUCUUUGUAUGUGUCUUGUGGGUUAAUGUAAAAUAAUUUAACAUUGCAAAAUCAGAGACAAAAAAUGUAAUGUGGCUUAUGGGUAUUGUGUGUGUAAUAACAGUAGUGAAACAUAUUAAUUACAGAGCCAUAUAAUUCAUGACCUUUGACCUUUUAUAAGAGAAUUUUGAAAAAUUCUGUUGCCAUUUUGAAUUGUCUUUAUUCCUCCACCUCAUUUGUUUCAUUUGACCUUAAUUUAGCCCCAGCUUGCUCGCCUUGAGCUUUUAGCAUUUUCAUCCCCAUUCUCAUUUCUGUAAUUUGUUCAUUUUCUCAUGUCAUUAAUGCAUUUGGUUUCUUUCUUUAGUUUUCCUUUCUAAA